UUGCACUUGUCCAUCCAGAAGGACAUGACCCAGAAGAGAGGGGCUUCUCCCCCUGACCUCCCACCAGCUCCUGCUCUAGGACUGUGGUUUCACUCUGAGAGGGGAAGCCUGCCAAUGUGUCUCGACAGCACUAGCUCCAGGAGGAGUAAAGCCAAGAUGAUCAAGGACUACCAACUCUCUCCCUCUGCAGUGCGCAUCGAUCACCUGGAGAAGCAGAUCAUGGUCCCUACCACAGCUCCAGAAAAUGCCCAGAUAAUCAAAGAAGUGGAAGUUGACAAGGUCUCAGUGCUCUGCAGGGACCAGGUGGAAGCCAUCAAGCAGGUCUGGCAGGAUCCAGGAAUCCAGGAGUGUUAUGACAGGAGGCGGGAGUACCAGCUGUCAGACUCUGCCAAAUAUUACCUGACUGACAUUGACCGAAUCGCCAUGCCAUCGUUUGUGCCAACACAGCAAGAUGUGCUUCGUGUCCGAGUGCCCACCACAGGCAUCAUUGAGUAUCCAUUCGACUUGGAAAACAUCAUUUUUCGGAUGGUGGAUGUUGGUGGCCAGCGAUCUGAACGACGGAAAUGGAUUCAUUGCUUCGAGAGUGUCACCUCCAUCAUUUUCUUGGUUGCUCUGAGUGAAUAUGACCAGGUCCUGGCUGAGUGUGACAAUGAGAAUCGCAUGGAAGAGAGCAAAGCCUUGUUUAAAACCAUCAUCACCUACCCCUGGUUUUUGAAUUCAUCUGUGAUUUUGUUUUUAAACAAGAAGGAUCUUUUGGAAGAGAAAAUCAUGUACUCUCAUCUAAUUAGCUAUUUCCCAGAAUACACAGGACCAAAACAGGAUGUGAAAGCUGCCAGAGACUUUAUUCUGAAGCUUUAUCAAGACCAGAAUCCUGACAAAGAAAAAGUCAUCUAUUCCCACUUCACAUGUGCUACAGAUACAGAGAAUAUCCGUUUUGUGUUUGCUGCUGUCAAAGACACAAUUCUGCAACUAAACCUAAGGGAAUUCAACUUGGUUUAAAAGCUACUGCCCAUUUCUUCCUCACAACAAAAAACAGGAUUUGCAGGCUCCUUCUGUUUAAUUUGCAAAUGCUUCUGACAUCCCCUGGACCAAGACCCUGUGCCAGGCACCAAGAACAUUCUGUAGACAACAGGGACAGAGAUGGGUAAUAGAAUUUGAAAGGUGUUUGAGUUUAUCAAACCUCUCAAAAGAGUCUUUUUUCCCAGAUUGUUUUUGUAGUUCUUUUCUUGCCUCCUGGCUCUAACAUUUCGUGUAAUUUUUGAAUUUGGUAUUUUAUAGAAUUUUAAAUGGCCACUGUGAUUUACUGUUUUCUUUCAAAAAUUAAGUUUCAAGAUGUUUAAUGAUAGACAUUAAAAAUCACAUACAAGGGCUGGGGUAGUGGCUCAGCGGUAGAGUGCUCGCCUAAUGAAUGAGAGGCCCUGGGUUCGAUCCUCAGCACCACAUAUAAAUAAAUAAAAUAAAGGUAUUAAAAAAUAUCACAUACAGAGGGGCCUGUUAAUAGAUUAUGUCUUCAGACCUCUAGGAUUAAUUUGGGUGACCUUUUAAAAAAACAAGUGUUAAUGGGUUUGAUGCUUUAUAUUAAAUCUUGUAAUUUAGAGUAAUUUCUAAUUUUGAGUGUUUUUCUCUCCUUAUGCUGGAAUUAUGAUUCCUUUAACAACAUGUCACCAAAGAUUUUCUCUUUUUAAAAAAAGAUGAUUCUUUUUGUGUCAACUUCCUAAGUCAGAUUAAUGAAUAUAUCAGUACAUCUAAUUUAGUUUAGUCAUAACUUGGUCACCAUGACACUAAAGUUGACAUUUGAAAAAUGGAUUCCAGACAGUAUAUAUGCUGUAUUGGUGAAAAAUGUGUAUAUACACAUGUAUGUAUAUAUAUAAGAUUGAGAUCAUACAUAUAUAUAUAUAUAUAUAUAUAUAUAUAUAUAUAUAUAUAUAUAUAUAAAAUCUAAUGCAUAUGGCCAGGUCUUAUAAACUUACGAAAUGGCUAAAAGUGCAAUUGUUUAACAAAUGUUAUGUAACCCCUGCCAGAGUUCUGAUGAUCAUCACAGAUUUGCUGCUUGAACUAUGUAUGCUGUGCCUUUGUGAGGAGGCUAAGAAUAUAAUAUUCUGCCACUA
Molecule: messenger RNA, 2108 nt
Organism: Marmota monax (woodchuck)
Lineage: Eukaryota; Metazoa; Chordata; Mammalia; Rodentia; Sciuridae
Product: guanine nucleotide-binding protein subunit alpha-14
Exons: 7
Biological process (GO): adenylate cyclase-modulating G protein-coupled receptor signaling pathway; action potential; phospholipase C-activating dopamine receptor signaling pathway
Cellular component (GO): heterotrimeric G-protein complex
Molecular function (GO): G protein-coupled receptor binding; GTPase activity; G-protein beta/gamma-subunit complex binding
Source: RefSeq, a predicted model, not a curated record